Molecule: messenger RNA, 3343 nt
Organism: Drosophila obscura
Lineage: Eukaryota; Metazoa; Arthropoda; Insecta; Diptera; Drosophilidae
Gene: santa-maria
Exons: 7
Coding region: 1-3012 (1003 amino acids)
Biological process (GO): sensory perception of taste
Cellular component (GO): cytoplasm; membrane
Molecular function (GO): scavenger receptor activity
Source: RefSeq, a predicted model, not a curated record
AUGGCCUUUAAGCUGUGGGAGCGCAUCUCCCAGGCGGACAAUGUAUUUCAGGCUUUGCGUCCGCUGACAUACAUCUCCCUGCUGGGGCUGGCUCCGUUUCGGCUCAAUCUGAAUCCCCGGAAGGAAGUGCAAACAUCCACAUACUCAUUCGUCGCCGGUAUCGUGCACUAUCUGUUCUUCGUCUUGUGUUUCGUGACCUCGGGCAUGGAGGGCGACUCCAUAAUUGGCUACUUCUUUCAGACGAAUAUCACGCGGCUGGGCGACAAGACAUUGCGUCUGACUGGUAUCCUGGCCAUGUCCACCAUCUUUGGCUUUGCCAUGUUCAAGCGGCAGCGUUUGGUCAGCAUUAUCCAGAACUACAUUGUGGUGGAUGAGAUAUUUGUGCGGCUGGGCAUGAAGUUGGACUAUCGCAGGAUCCUGCUGUUCAGCUUCCUCAUUUCCCUGGGCAUGCUGCUGUUCAACGUCAUCUACUUGUGUGUGAGCUAUGGCCUGCUGGUGAGCGCCACCAUCUCGCCCUCGUUCGAGACCUUCACCGCGUUCGCCCUGCCCCACAUAAACAUCAGUCUAAUGGUGUUCAAGUUUCUAUGCACCACCGACUUGGCCAAGAGUCGUUUUAGCAUGCUCAACGAAAUCCUGCAGGACAUUCUGGAUGCACACAUCGAGCAGUACAGCGCGAUGGAGCUCUCGCCCAUGCACUCGGUGGUGAACCACAAGCGAUACUCCCACCGGCUGCGCAAUUUGAUUAGCACUCCGAUGAAGCGGUACAGCGUGACCUCCAUAAUACGCCUGAAUCCGGAGUAUGCCAUCAAGCAGGUGUCCAACAUCCACAAUCUGCUGUGCGACAUUUGCCACACCAUCGAGGAGUACUUCACCUAUCCGCUGCUCGGCAUCAUAGCCAUCUCCUUUCUUUUCAUACUCUUUGAUGACUUUUACAUCCUCGAGGCGGUGCUGAACCCCAAGCGACUGGAUGUCUUUGAGGCGGAUGAGUUCUUUGCCUUCUUCCUCAUACAAAUGAGUUGGUACAUUGUCAUUAUUAUUCUGAUUGUGGAGGCCAGCAGCCGGACUAUACUGCAGAGCAGCCAAAGUGCGGCCAUUGUGCACAAGAUCCUCAACAUCACCGAUGAUCCAGAGCUGCGCGAUCGCCUCUUCCGGCUGUCCUUGCAGCUCUCCCACAGGAGAGUGCUCUUCACAGCCGCGGGACUCUUUCGCUUGGAUCGCACGCUCAUCUUUACGAUAACUGGCGCCGCCACUUGCUAUCUCAUUAUUCUCAUCCAAUUCCGGGCCACACAUCACAUGGAAGACGCAGCCAUGCCCACACAGAGCAGCGCCAUGUGGGGCCAGAAAAGCAAUCGCAAAUUAAUUAUCGGCAUAUUCGGCUUCAGCCUGGGACUCUUUGGCAUAUUGUGCGGAAUGUUCUGGGAGGACAUAUUCAAUUGGAUCAUGCAGAAGGAAAUGGCUCUGGCACCCGACACACGUGUCUACGACAACUGGAAGUCGCCGCCGCUGGAACUCAAUUUGGACAUCUAUCUGUACAACUGGACAAAUCCCGAGGAGUUUAACAAUCUCUCAACGAAGCCCAUACUCGAGCAGGUGGGUCCAUAUCGAUUCAGCGAGCGGCCCGAUAAGGUGGACAUCGUCUGGCAUCCGGAGAAUGCUUCUGUCAGCUAUCGCCGGAGAAGUUUCUUCUACUUCGAUGAGGAGGGCAGCAACGGCAGUCUGGACGAUGAGAUUGUCACCCUCAAUGCGGUUGCACUGUCCGCUGCAGCGACGGCCAAGCAUUGGCCCAGUGUCAAACGUGCCAUGGUCGAUGUGGGUCUUAAGGUCUACGGCCCUGAAAUGUCCGUCCGCAAGAAAAUCGAUGAGCUCCUUUUCACUGGCUACAACGAUGUGAUGAUCGACGUGGCCAUGGCCAUGCCCAUCUUUGGCGACGAGGUCAAGGUGCCAUUCGAUAAGUUUGGCUGGUUCUACACCCGGAAUGGCAGUGCCGACCUCACCGGUGUCUUCAAUGUCUUUACGGGGGCCGACAAUCUGGCCAAGCUGGGACAGAUGCACACGUGGAACUACCAGGAGAACACGGGCUUCUUCGAGUCCUUCUGCGGCAUGACCAACGGUUCGGCGGGAGAAUUUCAGCCACAGCAUCUGAAACCCGGCGGCAGUGUUGGCCUUUUCACCCCCGAUAUGUGCCGCACAGUUCCGCUGGACUAUGUCAAAACGGUGGAGAUUGAAGGCCUAAAGGGCUACAAAUUCGCUGGUGGGCCACGAUCAGUGGAUAAUGGUACACUCUAUCCCGAGAAUCUUUGCUACUGUGGCGGUGAGUGCGUGCCCUCGGGAGUGAUGAACAUCAGUGCCUGCCGCUUUGGGUCGCCCGUCUUCAUGUCCUACCCACAUUUCUACAAUGGCGAUCAGUAUUUUGUGGAUCAAGUGGAGGGACUGGAGCCCAAGCAGGAGGAUCAUGAGUUCUACAUGGUUGUUGAGCCAAGUACAGGCAUUCCCCUCGAAGUGGCAGCCCGUUUCCAGGUCAAUAUGCUGGUGGAGCCCAUAGAGGGGAUUGCCUUGUACAAGAAUGUGCCCAAGAUAUUCUUUCCGCUCAUCUGGUUCGAGCAGAAGGUGAGGAUCACACCGGAAAUGGCCGAUCAACUGAAGGUGCUGCCCAUUGUCCUGCUGUCGGGGCAGAUCUUUGCUGGCGUUUGCCUGGCCAUUGGCCUCAUCCUCCUCUGCUGGGCGCCCGUCGAACAUAUAUUGUCCUGGUGCCGGAGUCGUCGCUACGAUCUGAAGAACCAAACGAAGAAAAAUGGCGAACACAAGAGCCGCUCCCAUUACUCCAGUGCCGAAGAGCUCAAGUCCAAGGCCUCCACUCUGAUAUGCGAGAAGAGUACCAGCGGCACUCCAGAUAGUUCUCCCCUGCUCGCCCGGCGCCAAAAUGCCACCAUUAUCCCGGCCAUGUCCAAGUCGCAGACGGGUGAUAGUGUCGCCACCGCCUCGACGUCCGUCAGCGAGAACAAGCAGGAGUAGCGGAAGCAUAAUUUCGCCAUUCGCCAUUUAGCUAGUUAAGCCGUCCUAGUGCUUUAGCCGUAGUUCCUAGUUUAGGUAAUACGUUUGCCAACACCAAAAACCAUCAAAAUUCAAACCAUUCCCAGUGCCUUUGCCAAAGAUGAGGUAGCCAGCGAACCCAUUCGCUCGGCAUACGAAUACUCUUUUUACAUUCCCUAGUUCUAGCACUUAAGACGUUUUUGUAUAUGUAGGUACAUGUUUUCUUAAUCAAAUUGUCUUUCUGCAGUUCGCUUGAAGCAGACCCAAGGCCAAAAUAUCAAAGUACAUAUUUAAAAAAAAUUGUUUAUUUAAA